AUGCUUCCCGCUGCCGCCGCCGCCGCCGCCGUAACGGGUUACUCAUACACCGAGCCGACACUGGCUGCGUCAGCCAUGGCAUCGUACGCAGGCUACCCUGCCCUAAUGAACUACCCCGUCGCUGAAAACUCUGGCUCGACGCAGUCGCUCUCCAGUCUCCGACUUUCGGCGCUGCUCGCAUCUCGUCGACGUCGAGCUGGACACGUCGUGGACCUGCAGCCCGAAGAGCCAUCGAGAAAGAAAGUCAAACCCGUUCCAGAUGAAAAGAAAGACAUCGCGUACUGGGAGAGAAGGAGGAAGAACAACGAUGCAGCGAAGAGAUCAAGAGAUGCGAGGAGAAUGAAGGAGGAAGAGAUCGCAAUCAGAGCAGUUUAUCUUGAACAGGACAACAUGAAACUUCGAGCAGAGGUCUCUAUCCUCAAGAGUGAACUUGCCAGGUUGCAUUACAUGGUAUACAACUGCUGAUGAUUUGUACAGAGGACAAAAUAGAGACUAGAGAAAGAGCCGGUUGUUUGAAACAACCCUGCUCAUGAGUUGAAGCAUGUACAGAAAUAUUCAACUAAAUGAGCAAACAACUAAUGAUAUUAGAAAAAAAUGCUGCCUGUUGUCGAAAAGUUGACAUUGUUAACUGAUUGCUGAGUAUUACAACUAACUGUCUCGGAGAGACUUUAUUUAAGUACUUGUCGGUCAUUCUUUGCGCUGAAAUAACGGAUCUGGGUGUCCUGUCGACUUGCCAUCUUCAUUAUUUAAUCUUCAUUCCUCGGAAGCACCAAAAUGACCAACGGAAGAUAAUCUGAAACAAGAACCAUGCCUCAAUUUAACUCAAAUUAUGUUAUUUCAUUCAAACGAUUAGCUUUUAAUUAUUAUUUUACGAUUUUCGUCAGUCUGGGAUGAACUCCUGUUGAGACAAAUCAAAGUCAAUAUACAUUUCAAAUGUAUACAUUAAUUUUGUGAGGUUAUUCUUUCUUGUGAGCUUUUUAAAAAAAUGCACAUCGUUCACAAUCUCUAUCUAUUGUAUGCCAUGUAAGCUUGAACGGAAUUGUAUGAUCGUACGGGGUAAGUUUGAAAUAAGUUAUCAAGCCUUUCUUCUAUUUCUACUUCUACAGGGUCAGUACUGCCAGUGCUUAUAUUUUUUUCACAUGCACUUUCAUUUCUAAACCUAAAUGCACAUCUCGAGCUCUAUUUCACCCAUAUCUUAUAUAUGUUUACGCAAAAGAUGUUCUUACCUCAUAAAUACUAAAAUCCUUAAUUGUAUGUGGGAAUACGUACUCAGGGAACCAAAUUACUAUCAAUGUCAAAUAGACUGGAAUCUAUUCACAUAUUUCACGAACGCUACCACAAGUGAACAAUAAAUGACAUGAAUUUGAAUUGUAUUUAGUCAACGCUGUGAGCAAUGCCUUUUUAAAUAAAUCUUUGACACGGCGACUCUUUGGUUUAGGAAUCUUCACCGAAGUCUACGCGUUCUCACUAUGUGAAAGCAGUAGAAAAUUUAAAAGUCUUAAUGAUUAAGGUCGAACAUAUGCUAUUUCAUUUUUAAUUUGUUUGUAACAUCUCCAGAAAACCAGGUUUUAUUCCAAUGUGCCGCCCGUAAGUGUUGUAAGAAAGUCUAAAAAUGAAGAUUUCAAAUUUUAGUGAAAAUUCCUACCAUUAUACAAAAUAAGCCAUACAUUAUGAGUGGAAGUUGAUUGAAUACUUGUCAUUUGGUUAGCAAUUCCUACCUUUAACUCAACUUUGUGACGAAAUAAAAAACAAUAUAGGACGUCACAUUCACGUGAAGCCAUGCAGUAAAGAUAUUUCAAUUGGUUACCUUCCGAAGAUUCUAGUACAGGUUUUGUGUAGAAAUAUGAUUUUUUUUUUCCCUUCCCCAUGGACUGAAUCGUUCGUCGCAAGUAUAUGACUUGCUUUUCAUGAAUUUCCCUAAAUGUUAUGUUAAUCAUUCUUUUGGUUAAAUUGAAGUAUACGGGGUUGCGUGAAUAUUUCACUUAUUCCAAUUUCUAUGUCAAUGAUAAUAUAAUUUUCGAAUAAUUUACACUGUUCAUUGUCUAAAAGCUGGUCUCGCACAAAAAGUUGUAAAGAAAGGGGAAGGAGGAGGUGUGUGUGUGAGAGAGAGAGAGAGAGAGAGAGAGAGGGGGGGGGGGGUUAAUGGGAGGCAUCCAUGCAUGAUCUCUUUGACUGUAAGGUGGUUUAAAAACAAAUUUUUGACCUAAUUCAAUUUUUUUUAUUUGUUAGCGAAAUAUUUCGGUGUAAAAAUUACUCGUCACUCGGUAGCGAAUAUGAUGAAUUCUUGAUUCUUGCAUAUUUAACACCCACAUUUGUAUUGAAAUGUUAAUGCUCUGACAAGUAUUUUAAUCAUGAUGACAAUGAUACGCGUGAUCGUAAUGAUGAAAUUGCUGGCUGAUGAAAAGUUUUAGCCAAAAGUUCAGGCACAAUUUACAAAUCGUCGCAUUGAUUGUGAUUUUCCAUCUCAGUGGUAUGAUUAUACAGGGUUUUAAAGAAGUACUGUAAACAUGGUAAAGUCCCUUUUGUGUUAUCUAUAAUACAUCUCCAAUUUGCAAUAUGUAAUAUUUCUUCUAACUUAAAGUGUAAACCAUGCUAUGUAUUGUAAUAUUUAUGAUAACAUGUUUUGCACGAGAUAGUAAGACUAAUUAUCGUGUGUGUGUAUGUACGUCGUUGUACGAUGGCAAUAUAAGAUUCGUGUUCGCGUAUUAAAAUAAUACUGACGAAAUA
This is a messenger RNA of Strongylocentrotus purpuratus (purple sea urchin), 2727 nucleotides long. Its product is annotated as cell death specification protein 2-like. The transcript has a single exon. NCBI's taxonomy places the organism in Eukaryota, Metazoa, Echinodermata, Echinoidea, Camarodonta, Strongylocentrotidae. Gene Ontology annotation, cellular component: nucleus. Gene Ontology annotation, biological process: regulation of transcription by RNA polymerase II. The record is from RefSeq and is a predicted model, not a curated record. Gene Ontology annotation, molecular function: DNA-binding transcription factor activity, RNA polymerase II-specific; RNA polymerase II cis-regulatory region sequence-specific DNA binding. The coding region runs from base 1 to 465 and encodes 154 amino acids.